CCAGCAGAAACCUUAGGCAACCAGUCAAUUAGCUAAUUUAAAUAUUUUGGGGAAAAUCAGAUUGUAUAUUACAAAAUUAUUGUGCGAGAUGUCAAAAGGAAAAUGCAAAAAAUGCGAAGAAAAAUGCGGAAAAGGCAAGGCUAGUCCCGAAGUAUUAAGUCAAUUGGAACUGGGAUACGAAAAACUAUUCAAAUCCGAUUCUCCUUCCAUGUUAAAGAGAUUUUUAAUAAAGGAGAUGUUUGAUAAGUUAAAAUUUAAGAAAACUAGCUUUGGGUCUACGCUGUUAGAUUGCAUACAGUCAGGUUUAGAAAAUCUGGAUUCUGGCAUCGGAGUUUACGCCGCCGAUCCCGAAUGCUACUCGGUAUUCGCCGAUCUAUUUGAUCAAAUCAUCCAAGAAUACCACACUUUCAGUCCAAGCGCACGCCAACCGCCCACCGACUGGGGACCGUCCAAUGCCUUCGGAAACCUGGACCCCACAGGCCAAUUCGUAGUGUCCACCAGAGUGCGUUGCUGUCGAACACUGAAGGGCUUUCCCCUGAAUCCCUGCAUGACCGAAGACCAUUACAAAGAAAUAGAGAACCUGAUGCAGCCCACUUUCAGUAAUCUAUCGGGGGAAUUGAAGGGAACGUAUAAUCCCUUAGUUGGAAUGCCCAAAGACGUUCAGCAGAAGCUCAUAGAUGAUCAUUAUCUGUUCAAGGAAGGUGAUAGGUUUCUGCAAGCGGCGAACGCGUGUCGAUUCUGGCCCACUGGUAGAGGAAUCUAUUUUAACGCUAAGAAGUCGUUCUUGGUGUGGAUCUGCGAGGAGGACCAUUUGAGGAUCAUGAGUAUGCAGCCGGGAGGUAACGUCGGUGAGGUGUUCGGUAGAAUGGUGAAUGGGGUAAAGGAGAUCCAGAAAAAUAACGAGUUUGUUGCUAGCGAUAGAUUUGGAUAUCUGACGUUCUGUCCAACUAAUCUAGGUACUACAAUUAGAGCAUCUGUUCAUAUCAAAGUACCAAAACUGGCCGGUGACAUGACCAAGUUUAAAGAUUUAGCUGAUAAGUACCACCUUCAAAUUAGAGGUGCCGCAGGUGAACAUAGUGAAUCCAAAGACGGAGUCUACGAUUUGUCCAAUAAAAGAAGAUUGGGUCUGACCGAGUACCAGUGUAUGAAGGAAAUGUAUGACGGUAUCACUGAAAUUAUCAAAGCCGAAAAAGCCAAGAAAUAAAUAAUAUUAUUUUAUGUGUUUAUAGUGUUCAAUUGUUUAUUCAGUAGUAAUUUAUUUUUUAUACGUUAAUCUUAUUUGCUAUUAAUAGCAAGCUGAUAAUUAUUAAAAUUAUAACAAUUUCCGAUGACAGCAAUCAAUCUUUCUAAGACAAAGUUCUUUCAAUCUGAUUUGAUAUUAUGACAAUAAAUUAUAGUAUCAAUCUAUAUAA
This is a messenger RNA of Sitophilus oryzae (rice weevil), 1412 nucleotides long. Its product is annotated as arginine kinase-like. The transcript is spliced from 5 exons. Gene Ontology annotation, biological process: phosphocreatine biosynthetic process. Lineage: Eukaryota; Metazoa; Arthropoda; Insecta; Coleoptera; Curculionidae. Gene Ontology annotation, molecular function: creatine kinase activity. The record is from RefSeq and is a predicted model, not a curated record. Bases 89 to 1204 code for a protein of 371 amino acids.